UACAUCUGUCAGACAUCUUGUAUUCUCUCUAUUAAAUCUUGGGGGUGUAAGGGAUAGUUUGAAAUUCUGCGUGUCUCUCUUAAUAAGCAAUUGAUAAUGGAUAUGUCAAAUCUCGUUCGAUUGAGCCCUAAAAAGUCCAAAGCAUAAAAAUGAAAUGGCCAGAAUAGAUCUUUUCUGGAUUGCUACCUCUGAAGUGGGAAAAUCACACUCGGGCUUGUUCAUUAUUAACUCUUUGGCGCAAUUGGCCCAAUGAGCUGUUCCACAAUAUAUUUGCACAAUAUAUGCAUGCUUUAAUAAUUGUUAAUGAAGCCGUAUUGGGCUUGGCUUGGGCGGCACCUAGACAGUCACUUUCUCAGGAACAUGCACUUUUCCAGAGAAACCUGUGCAUGGGGCGUGUGCGCCUACAUGUGGGCAUCCGGUGUGACAUUGUGAUGAUUUGAGUCAUGGCACGUGGUGUUUGAAACGUCAGUGUUGUUAAUGUGGAGUGUUAUUUCCACUAUAUAAUUCAACACUGAAUGACUAGAAAAAAAAAACACCACAGAGACCUUGAGCCCUCAGGUUUCCCUAAUACGAAUAUAAGCUCCGCUGUGUUGGAAGCGGCCCCUGCUUAAUUCACUGUUGGCAUCCGUCAUGGCUGAUGAUGGUGUCUGUUUCGGCUUGCAAAUCACAACUGAACUGGUCGGAAAAAACCUUGUCCUGUUCUGGCUCUCUGAACAUGCGCAUUUUUUGCAAAGUGAACCAAAUGACGGCGCGUCCCCACCAGCGCCUCGCGGUAAAGUGCAUCGCAUGGCUCAAAUUCCACCCGUGACUGUCCUAGUUGAACGCUUGUUUGAAAAGAAAAAAAAAAGGAGGACGUGGCAGGUGAACAGUUUGCCUCUGUUUGACCGUUGUGGGCAGGAUAAAUAGGGACGGCAGCUGGAGGUGGUUGUCAGCGGGGAGGUGGUGCAUGCCUGCAAUUCCUUCAGUCACUCGCGAGUCACCGCAGUCGAACCAUGGACCGCUUGCAACAGACGACACGCAACACAGGCGGCCGUCACCUUGGCCGCUGCCAACUAAAGCUGGUCGACUUCGAGGUCCACGAAAACCACGCGCUCCACGAGACGCGGGGGCUCAGCGAAAGACACCUGGUGGUGCGACGGGGGAAGCCGUUCAAGCUCACCCUGCUCUUCCGCGGCCGCUCGUGGGAUCCUCACAGCGAGCGGCUGCUCCUGCAGGUCUGCCUAGGCAGCCUGACAGAGAUGAUCCCGGUCCAGACCUACGACAAGAGGCUCAACCCCCACAAGUGGUCGGCCCAAGUCUACACGGGACCCUCAGGCCAAACGGCGCAUCCCGAGUCGGUCACCGUCCACAUCUGCUCCCCCGUUUUAUCCUCGGUGGCCGCGUACAACCUCCUGGUGCACAUAGGGACCCGGCGGCGCAGAAGGAGCUACGCGGCGGGAUCGUUCGUGCUGCUCUGCAACCCCUGGCUGAAAGAUGAUCCAGUGUACAUGCCAAGCGAUGGGCAAAUAGAAGAGUAUGUCAAGAGCGACUACGGGUUGGUGUUCAUGGGCACCAAUCAAAAUGUCCAUCAGCGUCCCUGGUCGUUUGGUCAGUAUGAGCCUGGGGUCCUGGAGGCAUGUCUGAAGCUCCUGGAGGUCAGCCCCCAGCACUUGAGUGACAAAAACAGAGACUACACUCAUCGAGCAGACCCCGUCUACAUCAGCAGGGUGAUCUGUGCAAUGGUGAACUGUAACGAUGACCUGGGUAUCCUGCUGGGGAAGUGGCAGGGCAGCUACGAAGACGGUGUCAGGCCUACGGAGUGGAGCGGCAGCGCUGACAUCCUUCGCCGCUGGGUCUCGAACAACUUUAGCCCUGUGCGCUAUGGACAGUGCUGGGUCUUCGCGUCUGUCCUCUGCACAGUGAUGAGAGUGCUGGGGAUUCCCUCCAGGGUGGUGACAGUAUUUAACGCAGCCCAUGACGGCAAUGCCAGCCUGACAAUCGAGGAGUUCUACUCGAGCACGGGGGAGAAGCUCAACAUAUCGAAGGACAGCAUUUGGAACUUCCAUGUGUGGGUGGAGUGCUGGAUGCAAAGACCGGACCUUGGUGCAAGGUUUGAUGGCUGGCAGGUGGUGGACCCAACCCCCCAAGAGAAGAGUGCUGGGAUAUACUGCUGCGGCCCUUGCCCAGUGGCUGCUGUUCAGCAACGCUGCCUCAGUGCCCCAUUCGACACCUCGUUCCUCUUCGCCUCCGUCAACGCUGAGGUCAUAAGGUUCAUUGUGCGCAACAGACUGGUGGUGGGGAGGACGGUGGACACCAAGUGCGUGGGCCAGCUGAUCUACACCAAGAACAUUGGCUCGGACACCCCCGAGGAUCUGACGCUCAAUUAUAAGAGACAGAAAAAGGGAGAAGCAAGGACACAGCGGCUGGUGUACAGGUCCGGAGCACUGGCUGGAACAGCAGUGUACAGGUCCGGAGCACUGGCUGGAACAGCAGCGCAGCGUGUGUCACCGAUAGAGUUGGAGCCUUUCUCAGCGUCAUCUCCUGGAGAAGAUUUGCCUGGUCUGGAGGUGUCCCUAAACAUAAACGGGAAGCCGUCAGUGGGUGAGAGCGUUGGCGUGUGUGUCACGGUCACCAAUCGCUCGAGCCGCCCCAGGGUCCUGGAGGAACACGUCAACGCUCAGGUCAAAGAUUACAACAGUAGCCCACAGGAGAGCUUCUGGACAUUACACCAAGAGGUGCACAUACAGCCGCAUGGAGCUUUGACCCUCCAGCACACCCUCCCCUCGUCCGAGUACGAGUCGGCGCUGGCAGCGGACAACAUUGUGAGCCUGGCGGUGGUGAUAAAGGACGUGCAGACCCAAGAAAGAGUCCUGGAGACUCAGGAGUUCAACAUAACCUCGCCGCAGAUAACCAUAGAGAUCGAAGGAGGGGACAGCAUCCGGGCGAAGAAGGAGCAAACGGCCCGGGUGUCCUUCACCAACACGCUGACCAAAGCCCUGAAUGGAGCCGUGCUGACCGUGGAGGGAUCUGGCCUGCUGAGCGGCAGACACCAGGCCCAGCUGGAUCAUCUAAAGCCGGGGGAGAAGAUUGAGAAGACGGUGUCCAUCAAGGCCACUUCGCCCGGCACCAAAGUGCUGAUGGCCUCGUUGGGGCACGGUAACGGCCACACCGUCGUCUCCAGGUGCUUCCGCAAAGUCUCUGUGGUGUCUGCGUCGUAGGGAGCAGCCCGAUUCAUGAAUCGACCCUACAGUACAGUUUGUUGGGCCUACGAAUGUCAAAAAGGUACGCUUUCUUACUUUUCUAUGAUGCCUUGUGUUUUCCUGUGCCAGUUUAUUUGUCCUCUUCUCAGUAAUAAUACGCCGCGGCACCCUCUCUCUCCAGCCUGGAAUGAUCUAGCAGCAACGAUUGUAUACAUACGACCCGUUUUGUGCUAAAUGCUAAUGUGUUUGUACCAGUAGGGCAGUAAGUAAUCAAUAGAGACAAAAUGCACAAAAGAGGUUAUGUGAAUGAUGCGAUGCAGCGCCGACGUCGGCUCACUUUUGAUGUUAAGCAGUAUUUGUGAUCAGUUGCCGAGGAAUCAGGGAGAGAUUUAUGUGUGCGUCUCUUUUUUAAAUACAGAUGGGAUAAACUCUGGUCAAUGGUUAUUCGGGGCAUUCUGUAUAGUCAGAAGGCUGAUUUUAUUUUUGUUUUGUUUUUAGUUCUGGUGUCUGGUGCGGAGGAUUUGUGUCCUGUACCUGAAAAAAUGCUUUCAUUAUUGUCGUGGAUUUUACAAAUGUACUUUUCUUUAACUUUUUUUGCUCCGUCACUUGAUGAGAACUGUGAAAGGAGGCCGAAGGCUCUAAAAGAAGUAAAGGGACAUCACGAUCACAAAACUUCCAUACUCAACCUAAAGAGUAAUCUCUGGUUGACACUUUUUUCCCCUUUGGACUCAUCCAAAUGUGAUUCAGAAGAGGUGUGAAAGGUAGCAGAUGCCCUGAUUGUUCAUUUUUUUUAAAGAAAACACACACUGUAUAUUGUACAACUGGUGUUAUCUAAUCUAAUAAUUUAAAAAAAGGAAAACUGUCAGGUACCCAAACAUGGUGGAAAUAUAUACACUUUUUAAAUGACCUAUGAAUAAAAUGUAAUGAAUGAGUCACGA
Messenger RNA from Scophthalmus maximus (turbot), 4117 nucleotides. RefSeq names its product protein-glutamine gamma-glutamyltransferase 2-like. Bases 993 to 3197 code for a protein of 734 amino acids. Gene Ontology annotation, biological process: peptide cross-linking. NCBI's taxonomy places the organism in Eukaryota, Metazoa, Chordata, Actinopteri, Pleuronectiformes, Scophthalmidae. The transcript is spliced from 16 exons. Gene Ontology annotation, molecular function: protein-glutamine gamma-glutamyltransferase activity. The record is from RefSeq and is a predicted model, not a curated record.